GCAAAGAAUUUAACCUGAACAAAUCUGAUCUGGCCAGUUUGUGACUGCAGUACAACAUGACUGAGGAGAAUACAAUUUACCCUUACGACUACUAUGAACUGAACUAUAGUGAGCCGUUGUGUAGUAAAGAGGAGGUAGUGAGAGUCAGAUCCAUCCUCCUUCCACUCUAUUUUACAUUAUUGGUGGUGUUGAGCUGCAUUUGUAACAUCCUCGUUCUGGUUUUCCUGUUGCUCUACAAAAGCCUCAGAUGCCUGACCAAUGUCUUCAUCCUCAAUUUAGCCGUGGCAGAUCUUCCGUUCACUUUUGGACUUCCGUUUUGGGCCUCGUACUACAUCUGGGGUUGGACAUUUGGAAACGUUGGCUGUAAAGCUGUGAAGUUUCUGUUCUACCUCGGCUUUUACAGCAGCGUGUUGUUCCUGACUCUAAUGACUGUUCAGCGUUACAUGGCAGUGGUUCAUCCUCUGUCUGACUGGGAGAGAUGCAGAGGCCUUUCAGUCUCUCCUUUUAUCGUUUGGAUCCUGAGUGGAAUUGUUGCACUGAUUAGUUCACUUCAAAGCGAAGUCAUGAUAGAGUCUGACAACACGUACUGUGAAUAUGGCAGUGUUAAAUGGAAAUCUGGCAUCGCUUAUUUUCAAAAUGCUUUUUUCUUCAUUGCAUUUGUAAUCAUGUGUUAUUGCUAUGGGAGAAUGCUUCGGACAAUUUCAAAAUCUUUUACCAAUAAUGGACACAAUAAUGUUAAGCUCACAUUUUUUUUCGUGCUGAUGUUUUUUAUUGGUUGGGCUCCAUAUAAUGUUAUCAUAUUCUUAAAAUCUCAGACUAUCCAUCCAUUCAUAUAUUGUGACGUAAGCAUUAAACUCGACUAUGCAUAUUUUGCUUGCCGAAUGUUAGCCUUCUCACACUGUUGCAUAAACCCAGCGAUUUUAGUUUUUGUAGAUGCAAGGUUCCGUAAUAUUUUGCAAGCAAUUUCAAGGAGGUUUUGUGUAUGUCUGUGAAUAAAGUCUCAGAACUACAGUACCUCACUUGCUCACCAAUAGAUCCUCUGCAGUGAAUGGGUGCCGUCAGAAUGAGAGUCCAAAAAGCUGAUAAAAACAUCACAAUAAUCCACACCACUCCAAUCCACAAAAGCGAAAAUCAAUUUUUAAGAAAUAGGAGUCCUCUAUCUACAAUAUUACUUUGUCCAGUAAAAAAAGUAAUCUUGUCUGAAUCAGAAGAGAUGCACAAAUAUGUGGGCGGAUUUUGAUGUGAGGGGAAAACAGGGAAUGGACUUUUCUCCAAAUCCGUUUCUCAAACUCAUCUACAUUUUCAGCAAACUAAAAUUUUUUGGUGACCUAUUCCUUUAAAAAUGUGUAAGAAAACAAAGAUUGAAGAAUCUGGCUGCACAUGGGGUCAGAUUAUUUAACCGAUUACAAAAACAUCUAAAACAAUAGACAAAAUAUUGAAAUGCUAUCUUUGUGUAAAAGCAUGUUUUGAUUUAAAAACACAAAAAAUCAAGUCAGUUUUUAAAAGAAAAUUUGUUGUGAAUGCAGUGCUGUGAACUUCUCAAAUACUCCCACCUAAAAUUACUGUAAAAUAAACCAUGAGAACUGAAAAUGCAGAUUAUGCGGUUUUGUUUUUGUACAGUGAAAUACGUCAAAGGUAGUUAUGACUUUUUGUGGUCUGUGGAAGGAAGCACAGCACCAUCAGUGCCCUACAUAAGCAGGAAAUGGAAUAUUUGAGAUCAGCCAACCUUAUUUUUUUUCUGCAUUUAUCUUUUAAAAGGCUAAUACAACAACAACAAAAAGUUUGUAGCCUAUGCUGUACAUGGUGUACAUGUACAUGCUGUAGAUUUUUCUUUUAAGUGUGAUGAGUUUGGCUCACAUUUAACAAAAACCCACUAAUUCACUCAACAAAUUAGAAUACCUCAUAAGAACAAUAAUUUUUUUUUUUUUUGACUUGUUGACCUUCUGGAAAGUAUUUUCAUGAACUGUACAUGUACUACAAUACCUGGUAGAUUCUCUCUGGGGUUCAGAUCUGGUGAGUUUGCUGGCCAGUCAAACACACCAACACCAUGGUCAUUUAACCAACUUUUGGUUCUUUUGGCAGUG
Messenger RNA from Carassius auratus (goldfish), 2084 nucleotides. Its product is annotated as chemokine XC receptor 1-like. The record is from RefSeq and is a predicted model, not a curated record. Lineage: Eukaryota; Metazoa; Chordata; Actinopteri; Cypriniformes; Cyprinidae. Gene Ontology annotation, molecular function: C-C chemokine binding; C-C chemokine receptor activity. Gene Ontology annotation, cellular component: external side of plasma membrane; membrane. The transcript has a single exon. Gene Ontology annotation, biological process: calcium-mediated signaling; G protein-coupled receptor signaling pathway; immune response. The coding region runs from base 57 to 992 and encodes 311 amino acids.